Molecule: messenger RNA, 730 nt
Organism: Arvicola amphibius (Eurasian water vole)
Lineage: Eukaryota; Metazoa; Chordata; Mammalia; Rodentia; Cricetidae
Gene: Twist2
Product: twist family bHLH transcription factor 2
Exons: 2
Coding region: 1-483 (160 amino acids)
Biological process (GO): developmental process; regulation of transcription by RNA polymerase II
Molecular function (GO): RNA polymerase II transcription regulatory region sequence-specific DNA binding; protein dimerization activity; DNA-binding transcription factor activity, RNA polymerase II-specific
Source: RefSeq, a predicted model, not a curated record
AUGGAGGAGGGAUCCAGCUCGCCUGUGUCCCCCGUGGACAGUCUGGGCACCAGCGAGGAAGAGCUGGAGCGGCAGCCCAAGCGCUUCGGCCGGAAGCGGCGCUACAGCAAGAAGUCAAGCGAAGAUGGCAGCCCGACCCCAGGCAAGCGCGGCAAGAAGGGCAGUCCGAGCGCGCAGUCCUUCGAGGAGUUGCAGAGCCAGCGCAUCCUGGCCAACGUGCGCGAGCGUCAGCGCACUCAGUCGCUCAACGAGGCCUUCGCCGCUCUGCGCAAGAUCAUCCCCACGCUCCCCUCUGACAAGCUCAGCAAGAUCCAGACGCUCAAGCUGGCCGCCAGGUACAUAGACUUCCUCUACCAGGUUCUGCAGAGCGACGAGAUGGACAAUAAGAUGACCAGCUGCAGCUACGUGGCUCACGAGCGUCUCAGUUACGCCUUCUCCGUGUGGCGCAUGGAGGGAGCGUGGUCCAUGUCCGCCUCCCACUAGCGCCGCGCCGCACCACCCACCUCCGGACCCGCACGCCAGGACCUGCCUGCACAUCUCAGGCAAAAGUGGAACCGGAUGCGUCCGCGGCUCUGACUUCUGGCACCUGGACAACCUCGUUGCUCCUCAUGCCCCCAGUGCCCCAGCUGAGUGUUCAGAGGGGACAGCAUCGGCAUGGGACAGCAACCCAGGUUCACAUCCUUCUCAGAGACACCCAUGGGAUGGGCACCAGCCUACCUGCCAGUGACUU